Messenger RNA from Girardinichthys multiradiatus, 1707 nucleotides. It is a transcript of the gene gpr171, whose product is annotated as G protein-coupled receptor 171. The record is from RefSeq and is a predicted model, not a curated record. Bases 249 to 1283 code for a protein of 344 amino acids. Gene Ontology annotation, cellular component: membrane. Gene Ontology annotation, biological process: G protein-coupled receptor signaling pathway. NCBI's taxonomy places the organism in Eukaryota, Metazoa, Chordata, Actinopteri, Cyprinodontiformes, Goodeidae. The transcript has 6 exons. Gene Ontology annotation, molecular function: G protein-coupled purinergic nucleotide receptor activity.
AUCAGUCUGCAGCUUCCGCGGGUUGGAGCACAUGAUCUGCCGCAGCACACCGAAUCCUGCUCACCCUGCAGAGCCCAGGAGAACCGGGAAGCCAGGCCACAUUCCCAGGGACCCAACACAUGGUCUGAGAACCAAACACGGUAUGGUACACCAGCUGAAAGCAAAGCUGCAUGUGACUGAACAGAAGAUCGAUCUACAAUCACAGCAGCCUCUGAGUUCAGCCGACAAUUCAGACAGAGCUAAUCAAGAUGCUUCCCUCCUCCAACCACACAUCAGGAGGAACUUCAGAGGAGAAACACUGCAUCGUCAACAACCAAAUGGGUCCCUUUACUGUCCUCUACAUCCUCAUCCUCACUGUAGGUCUGCCUGGAAACCUGCUGUCCGUGUGGAGCUUUAUUCGAAGCAGCAGAACACAGCAGAGGCAGAGCACCAGCGUCUACCUGGUCAACCUGCUUAUGGCCGACAUCCUGCUGCUCUUUGCUCUUCCAUUUAAGAUCCUGAAGGACCUCGGGGCAGCACCGUGGAACCUCAUGGUGUUCCACUGCCAGGCCAGUGCCGUCAUCAUAUACAUCAGUCUUUAUGCAUCCAUCGCCUUCUUUGCCUUCAUCAUCGUAGACCGCUACCUGAAGGACCGGCACACGGCACAGUCUCUGCGGCUGCAGGAGGCCGGCUUCGCCUGGCUGCUGUCGAUGGUGGUCUGGAUUCUGCUGCUGCUCAUCAUGGUGCCCAACAUGGCCCUCCCCACAAAGGAGGUCCAGGUGGCGCAGUACCUCAGCUGUUCAUCGUUAAAGCAGGACAUCAGCCUCCACUGGCAUGCUCUGACCGUUUUCCUCAACACGGCCCUGUUCCUCAACACCUCUGCCGCCGUGCUCAUCUCCAGUGGCCUGGCCCUUAAAAGACUCCUGCGCAGUCGUGGCAACCCCAAACUGUGGUUCGAUGCCAGGCGGGUGGUGCUGAGCAUGACAGCCAUGGCACUGGCCUACAUGCUUAGCUUUGUCCCCUACCAUGUGGUGCGGACGCCGUACACACUGGCCCAGACCAAAGUCAUCAAGGACUGCCAGACCAAGAGGCAACUGUUUCUGGGGAAGGAGUCAACACUGUUUCUGAGCCUGAUGCACGUCUGCCUUGACCCGUUGCUCUUCUUCAACCUCGACGCUCCAUUUAGAGAAACAGUCAGGAGGCUAUUUCCCUGCAGCAGAAACCAGGCUGUUGAUGCAACGAUGCAGAAUGUGCAGGAAGUGAUGCUGCAGAAAGUUCACGCAAAGCAGGAUGCUGCAGUCUAAUCACAAUUAUAAGAAGAUAUUGCAGAAACAUGCAAAUGCUCCAGGAGAUCUUUCAUCCAGUCCAGCCCAGACGGGAUGUUUAUGGAAAGGAAGACUGAAUAUGGACAGAGGCAGACUUACUUCUUCUCAACAGGUUCAACUGAACUGGAAACAGUCAAAUGUCUUUAGUUUCAGAAAAUACAAAAACCACAACUUCAGGAAUGAACUGUUAAUAAACAUGGUGGGAGUUUUACCACAUCUUCACUUUGCAUUCAUUAAACAUUUAAUCUGCUCAGUUCCUUUCAGGGAACCGACUCAUCUCAUAAUGAGGGGCUUUAAAGGGGUUUAACUUAUCUUUUUGUUAUUUUUACAGUGGCUUGAAAAAGUAUUCACACCCUCCCACUUUGCCUCCCAAGCUGGACUUAAAAUAAAUUAUCUGACAGUU